Molecule: messenger RNA, 1377 nt
Organism: Penicillium cinerascens
Lineage: Eukaryota; Fungi; Ascomycota; Eurotiomycetes; Eurotiales; Aspergillaceae
Exons: 1
Coding region: 1-1377 (458 amino acids)
Source: RefSeq, a predicted model, not a curated record
AUGGCGCCCGCACGCUCGUUUCUGUACUUCUUGACGCUCGUUAUCUACAGUUCACUCGUUCGCGCAGCUCCCUGGAUCGUGACUGAUUACUGGGAAGAAGAACUCAUCACCAGUUAUCCCUUUGAUUAUGAUAAUAUUUAUUCUUCUGCGGCCGUUACGCCCUACGUGACCACCGUCAACCAGGAAGUUCGACCGACCAUCACUCCGCUGCCCGAGCCUGUAUCUCAAUACAGCUCCAUCGACAGCGGAUAUUACAACGGCGAUGUCACCAUCGUCAAUGAAUUAUACACCGCUACCAUAGGCACGCCCGCCUACGACCUCGCCUACGGUGGUGCGGAUAGCCUCUACGAGAGUACGAUCUACGUGGUCAACCUCACCUACACCGCACCUACAGGCUGUUCUACACAAUGGACCACUACAACCACCGCCACGGUGACUCCCCCCGACACCGUUGUCGGGGCAUUGCUACCGCAGACCGCCACAUCGACCUCUCUUUCCGUGGACAAGACAUCCACUCUCUUCUCGCCUACCACAUACACCUACCUUUACGUCUGGGUAGAACCCACUCAAAUCCCCAACGCCAGCCUUGCCUGCCUAAGCGACCAAUCCCGUCCCACAGGCCUAUACGAAGGCUCAAAGUGCCAAUACAAGAGUAGCGGCGAAUGCGGCUAUGACUACGGCGACGACGGCGACGACGGAGCCUGGUACAAUGACCCGUGGUGGGGCAUCUCCCCUCUGGCAAUCAUCCUCAUCUGCAUUCUCGGCUGGGUAGGCCUAUUCUUCCUCCUGGGCGUUAUCGAAGCCUGGUUCCGCUUCAGACGCCUCAUGACGGGCUGGCAGACGCGGCGCGGCUUCCCCAUUUCGUGGGCGUUCAUGCUCAUACCCGUUUCGCUGUUCUGUCUCUGCUGUUUCCGCAAGGGCUAUCGCUCGCGCAAUGCAGCGGAUGCGGCGUUCUUGCAGCAGAAGUGGAGGGAUACGAGUGCAUGGACGAAGUUUAAGCUUUUCAUCAUCUGGGGCUUCCGUUUCAAGUAUCCCGAUGUGCUUGGACCUGCGCCGGCGCGUGUUAAGCAGAGCAAGAGGCCUGGGAAGGAUGCUGGGCCGCCGUUGCUGAAUGCUUCGCCGUCUCAGUCUGCUAUGUGGGGGUCUCCGAUGGCAGCAGGCGCUCGUGCUGGGCCGGAGAUGGAACAGGGGCCGAGUCCUGUGCAGCAUCCGACUCAGGUGCCUUUGGUUCCUGGGCCUCCUGCUGCUUCGUCUGGUGGUCGGGAGGAAGAAGUUAGCCGAAAUGGGGCAGUUGGUCGAGGAGAAGCGAGUCAGGAUGGAUCAGUGAGCCCGGAAAGAGCAGCGAGUCAGGGUGAAGAGAUUGGCCGGGCGCAUUGA